AUGAACAGCGCUCAAUUUGUGCCGGUCUUUGCAUCCAAAACCCUAGCAACGAGCAUUGUGGUCUCUGUCACUCUUGUGGCCUUUCAUCUUAUUAAAACCUAUUGGAAUUUGAGGCAAUUUCCUGGGCCUUUCUGGGCACGCAUCACUAAUCUCCAGCGUGUAUUCUGGGUACAAACAGCACGAUCCCAUGAAAUCCACGCAGAUCUGCACGCUCGAUAUGGGGAUUACGUCCGAAUGGGCCCAAACAUGGUGUCCAUAGCGAAUCCGGAUGCCAUUCCUAGUGUAUACCCCAUCAGACCGGGUGUCCCAAAGGGCAACUUCUAUCGUUCUUUGAUGCCAUAUUCUAGGCAAGGGUCGUCACUACCACUAGUAUUCAAUACAAGAGAUGAGAAACUACAUAUGCAUCUCAAGAAGCCCAUUGCACCUAUCUUCUCCCUGUCAAAUGUGCUCACUUUUGAGCGCUUCGUUGACCAUGUGUUGGGGCUUCUUUUCACUCAAUUCGACGCCCGAUUCAUUCAACAAAGGGCUACGCUUGAUCUAGGGAACUGGCUGCAAUUCUUUGCCUUUGAAGUCAUGGGGUCGAUGACCUUUUCCCGCCAAUAUGGGUUUAUCGAACAGGGACAUGAUGGGAAGGGGUUGUUGACGGCAAUAUGGAACUUUAUGAAGACCGCUGCUCCGAUAACCCAAAUCCCCUGGUUUGAUUUGAUUUGGUAUAAAAACCCGAUUGUGGCACUAUUUCGUCCGACGACUGGACUCCCGAUUCUUCAGAUCGUCCGAGAUAGCAUCGAUGAGCGGCGUGAGAAACUUGGAAGUAAGAGUUUCACUCUUGACAACCAGGAGAUCAAUCACGGGGAUUUCCUUUCGCGCUUUCUGGAUGCCCAGGUGAAGGAUUCUUCUGUUCCGCCAUGGGCCGUCACGGCAUGGACCUUUUCCAACAUAAUUGCCGGAUCUGACUCUACUGCUGUCGUUAUGAGGACACUCUGGUACAACCUCUUGAGUCACCCCGAGACACUGCAGCACCUCUAUAACGAGCUUAUUCAGACCGACGGGAUCUCUCGUCCAUAUCCUUCGUGGAAUCAGAUCGCAAAUCUCCCAUAUCUUGAUGCAUGUGUCAACGAAGCCAUCCGUCUCCAUCCUCCAUUCUGCCUUCCCUUUGAACGAGUGGUUCCAGCAGAAGGCAUGACCAUUAACGGACACGUUCUUCCAGGAAACACAGUGGUGGGGCUGAAUCCCUGGGUUAUCAAUCGGCAUCGACCAACAUUUGGAGAUGAUGCAAACGAAUGGCGGCCUGGCCGGUGGCUGAAAAGCCGUGAAGAGUACCGGAAGAUGGAGCAGAGUGUACUGACGUUUGGUGCUGGACGACGCAUCUGUCUAGGAAAGAAUAUUGCUUUGUUGGAAUUGAAGAAGUUGACAUCUGCGCUGGCCCUUAACUAUGAGGUAUCAAUUUUGGAUCCAUCUCAGUAUCAGGUUGAGAAUCGGUGGUUUUUUAGGCAGUGGGGGUUGGAAGUGGCCAUUAAAAGGCGAGAUUUAUAG
Molecule: messenger RNA, 1533 nt
Organism: Aspergillus glaucus CBS 516.65
Lineage: Eukaryota; Fungi; Ascomycota; Eurotiomycetes; Eurotiales; Aspergillaceae
Product: cytochrome P450
Exons: 6
Coding region: 1-1533 (510 amino acids)
Molecular function (GO): oxidoreductase activity, acting on paired donors, with incorporation or reduction of molecular oxygen; monooxygenase activity; iron ion binding
Source: RefSeq, a predicted model, not a curated record